AGCCCCCGGCCCCGUGACCCGCCGGCGAGGCCGAGGGCACAGGGGGGACGACGACGGAGGACAAGAAGCGGCCGCCCGACGAUCCACUCCGCCGUGAUUCCGUGGUAUUCCAGAAGAGUGCUGUCCUCGGGGCUGUCAUUGCUAUGGUACAGAAGAUUUAAAAUCAGCUGAUGUUCACAAGGAAUAGAGUCACGUGAUGUAUGAGGGGAAACACAUACACUUCUCUGAGGUUGACAAUAAGCCCUUGUGCUCCUACAGCCCCAAACUGUGCAAGCAGCGGCGACUCAACGGCUACGCCUUCUGCAUCCGCCACGUUCUGGAGGACAAGACUGCUCCCUUCAAGCAAUGUGAAUAUGUGGCCAAGUACAACAGCCAACGCUGCACCAACCCAAUCCCCAAGUCGGAGGAUCGGAGGUACUGCAACAGCCACCUGCAGGUACUUGGCUUUAUCCCGAAAAAAGAGAGGAAGAAAAAGAAUGACCCAAUAGAGGAGGUGAAGGUCCGCCACCAGAUGGAUACGAUGGCCUUCAGCCUCACGGUGCCCACGCUGGCCUUGAAGAUGCCCAACGGGCUGGAUGGGAUGUCCCUCUCCCCUCCGGGGGCCCGGGUCCCGCUCCACUACCUGGAGACGGAACUGGAAGACCCGUUCGCCUUCAACGAGGAGGACGACGACCUGAAGAAAGGGGCCACCGUGAGGAAGAAGUUGCAGAGCAAGCUGGCCCAGAACCGGCAGCGCCAGAGAGAGACAGAGAUUUUAAAAGUUCGCCAAGAGCACUUUAGCCCCCCUCCUGCACCUUUGCAGCCGCAGCCGCAGCCUCUGCAGCAGCCGCCGCCGCCGCCACCGCCGCCGCCGCCGCCGCCGCCGCGGCGCUCCCACCUGCCACCUUUACCCGCUAGCUUAAAGCCUCCGGGGCCGCCGCAGGGCUCAGUCUGUAAGUCGCCUCAACCUCCGAACACCAGCCUACCAAUGCAGGGAGUGGCCCUAACCACACAUACUAUAGCACAAGCCCGGCAGUUGUCCCACAAGCGAUCUCUGCCCUUCCUGCCACCCGGUAGGGCUCCUGUGACGGACCUGCCCAGGACUGACCGGGUCUCCAUGAAAGCCACAGCCUUCUCGCCACACUCAUCCGGCCUGAGUCGGCUGCAGAGACUGGUGAAACUGUGCACUCGCAAACAGCAGCUGGACACCGAUCUGUUUCCUCACUUAGGGCUGGAUUGGUCUGAAGAUAGUGGAGAGGAACUGGAGGAUUCAGAGCAAGCCUCGCCAUACCAGGUUGCAUGGUCAAUCCGAGAAACCCUUAGAUACGAAAGACAUGAGUCAGAUGACGACGACACGGAUGACAGGAGUUCCAGGGUGACCCAACUUUGCACUUACUUUCAGCAGAAAUAUAAGCACCUCUGCCGCCUGGAGCGGGCAGAAUCCCGUCAGAAAAAAUGCCGGCACACGUUUCGGAAAGCCUUGCUGCAGGCGGCCAGCAGAGAACCGGAAUGCACCGGGCAGUUGAUACAGGAACUUCGAAGAGCCGCUUGCACUCGGACCAGCACAAACCAGGCCAAGCUGAAGGAAGCAGAACCAGCCCCAUGUAGUGGGACGGUGAAGGGUGAACAGUGCACCAACAAGGCCCUUCCAUUCACCAGGCAUUGCUUUCAGCAUAUCCUCUUGAAUCGCUCUCAGCAGCUCUUUUCAAGUUGCACGGCCAAGUUUGCAGACGGGCAGCAGUGCUCUGUGCCAGUUUUUGACAUCACCCAUCAGACACCUCUGUGUGAAGAACAUGCCAAAAAAAUGGAUAAUUUCCUAAGAGGAGACAGCUCCCGAAAAGUUCAGCACCAGCAGCAGAGGAAACCCAGGAAAAAAACGAAGCCUCCUGCACUUACCAAAAAACACAAGAAGAAGAGAAGGCGGGGACCACGUCGGCCACAGAAACCCAUUCCUCCUGCGGUGCCCCAAGGGAACCUCAGCAUGCCCACCAGCGUCUCACUGCCAGUGGAGAUCGUCCGGAUACGGAGCCCCUCCACACCGGAGCUGAGUACAGACGAGCUGCCCGAUGACAUUGCCAAUGAGAUCUCAGACAUUCCACAUGACUUGGAAUUAAAUCAGGAAGACUUUUCCGACGUCCUGCCCCGGCUGCCUGAUGACUUACAAGACUUUGAUUUCUUCGAAGGUAAGAACGGCGACCUCCUCCCCACCACCGAAGAGGCCGAGGAACUAGAACGGGCCCUGCAGGCCGUCACUUCUCUCGAGUGCCUGAGUACCAUUGGGGUACUCACCCAGUCAGACGGUGUGUCAGACAGAGGGAUAGGGGUGUUCUCCCCAGGCGCCGGAGCUCCAGGAAUGCAGUCGUUGAGCCGAGAAGUGAACGCCGACCUAGGGGAGCUGUUGAAUGGGCGUAUAGUGCAGGAUAACUUUUCCAGCCUCGAGCUGGAUGAGAAUCUGCUCCGUUCGGCGACCUUGUCCAAUCCACCUACGCCCUUGGCCGGGCCGAUCCAGGGGCAGUUCUCCGCCCCAGCCAACGUUGGCCUUACUUCUGCCACUCUGAUGAGCCAGAGUGCGCUUGGGGAGAGAGCCUUCCCAGGACAGUUUCACGGACUUCACGAUGGCAGCCAUGCCUCCCAGAGGCCCCUCCCUGCCCAGCUGCUGAGCAAGGCAGAAGACCUAAUCACCUCACGACAGCAAUACAGCAGUGAUCAUUCACACUCCUCGCCCCACGGAAGCCAUUACGACAGCGAGCAUGUGCCGUCUCCCUACAGCGACCAUAUCACGUCCCCCCACACCACACCCUUCUCUGGCGAUAACAUGGCAGCUACCUUCUCAGCAGACAUGCCCAUCAUGGCACAGCACUUGCUCCCGACCCAACUGGAGGGGCCGCUGGGCGGAGUGGUGAAUCCCAGAACUCACUGGGGGAAUCUCCCCGUCAACCUCGGGGACCCUUCUCCGUUUAGCAACCUUCUGGGCGCAGAUGGACACCUCCUUUCCACCUCCCUGUCCACGCCGCCCACCACCUCGCACUCAGAGACCACCCAGCCGGCCUUCGCCACUGUGACCCCCAACAGCUCCAGCGUGCUUCCGGGGUUACCCCAGACCAGUUUCAGUGGCAUGGGCCCCUCCUCUGCUGAACUCGUGGCCUCCACCUCUCCCAAGCAACAGCUCCCUCAGUUCAGCGCUGCCUUCGGCCACCAGCUAAGCUCUCACAGCGGCAUUCCGAAGGACCUGCAGCCCAGCCACAGCUCCAUUGCCCCUCCGACAGGCUUCGCAGUAACAGGUGCCACAGCUACCAGUACCAAUAAUGCAUCUUCUCCCUUCACCCCCCCCAACUGA
Molecule: messenger RNA, 3316 nt
Organism: Tachyglossus aculeatus (Australian echidna)
Lineage: Eukaryota; Metazoa; Chordata; Mammalia; Monotremata; Tachyglossidae
Gene: INO80D
Product: INO80 complex subunit D
Exons: 11
Coding region: 197-3316 (1039 amino acids)
Cellular component (GO): nucleus
Source: RefSeq, a predicted model, not a curated record